AUGGAUACUUCGAAGAGUUCGAGAUACCGAGGUGCUUAUGACUUCGAAUGGGCGGUGAAGCUAAACCGUUUCAGUUUAAGGCUGAUCGGGCUUUGGCCGAAGAUAGAAUGCAACGUUCGAGAAGUGUCAAUGUACAAUUUCCGUCCUCUAAUGAUUAUCGUAAUGCUAACAAUCAGCGUUCUUAUCCCCUCUGUACACUCGCUGAUAAGAAUUCGUACGAAUAUCAUGUUGCUAAUUGAUAAUUUGCAAUUUACUCUGCCGGCUAUCACCUGCGCCAUUAGGAUCAUAAUUUUCUGGUGGAAAAAGGAAGCUGUUACAUGGAUGUUAAAUAUGGUCGCGGAGGAUUGGUUGAAACUGAAAAGCGCGCAGGAGCGAGAGAUGAUGAUCAGGAGAGCGCGAACCGCGCGAAUAAUCAUCACGUUCGGAUACUGCGCGAUGAUAUUAGCGUUUAUUCUGGUCGGCGUUCUGCCCAUCUGCGGGAUCUCGAUGAGAUAUCUGACGAACAUCACCGAUCCGGACAGGUUGCUGCCGUUGCAGACGUAUUACGUUUACGACGUGAUGAGCAGCCCGCGGUACGAAUUGACGUUCGGUCUUCAGUUCGCUUCCAUGUUCUUCGCCAUCAUGACCUAUACCGGUAUCGAUAAUUUUCUUGGGCUGCUGGUGUUCCAUAUCUGCGGCCAAUUGGAGAUCCUGAGAAAUCGUAUCGAGCACCCGGAUCAAUUCGUCGAUUUUCACGACGUGCUGAGAAGCAGCGUGGAAGAUCACACACGGUUACUUAGAGCCAUUGCUGUUAUAGAAGAUACAUUUAAUAUGAUGCUCCUUGUAUUAUUUUUAUAUUUUGGGAUUCUCUUUGCCUGUUACGGAUUUUUAAUAAUGAGUUUACUAGAGAAAGGAAACGAUAUAUCGAUCAGUCACUUGGUGUACGAAGUAUGCAUUGUUAUCAACACAUUCGGUCACAUGUGCCUUUAUUGCGCCGUAGGAGAGAUUCUAGUAAUGCAGUGCGAUCGAAUCCAUUAUGCUGUGUACAAUUAUAAAUGGUACACUCUGAAUUCAAGGAACGCGAGAGGUUUCAUCUUGUUGAUGAUUAGAAGCAGCAAACCGAUUUAUCUCACGGCUGGUAAAGUGUUUCCUAUGACAAUGGCUACAUUUUGUAACCUGAUCAAAACGUCAGCCAGUUACAUAUCUGUACUCCUUACAACAAAAAGUUAAUCAAUGAUUUAAAAUAGAUUUGAAUUAUUCCCUGUUAUAUAAUUAUUGAUAAAUGGACCUUGCAACAAUAAU
Nylanderia fulva is the source of this 1281-nucleotide messenger RNA. Its product is annotated as odorant receptor 33a-like. Gene Ontology annotation, biological process: sensory perception of smell; detection of chemical stimulus involved in sensory perception of smell. Gene Ontology annotation, molecular function: olfactory receptor activity; odorant binding. Lineage: Eukaryota; Metazoa; Arthropoda; Insecta; Hymenoptera; Formicidae. Gene Ontology annotation, cellular component: plasma membrane. The record is from RefSeq and is a predicted model, not a curated record.